This is a messenger RNA of Symbiodinium pilosum, 693 nucleotides long. Lineage: Eukaryota; Dinophyceae; Suessiales; Symbiodiniaceae. The record is from the annotation of a GenBank genome assembly.
AUGUCUGGAAACGUGACGGUCUUCAAGUGGCAGGAGGGCUUCUGGCAGAAGAUGAAGAAGGUCUUCGAUGCUGAAUACAAGGACACCUACCUCAAAGCUGGACUCCUGGACAAGACUGGCGGGGAGUUAGUGCACCUGAUUUCAGAUGCCGCGACAAUGCAGAUCAUUCGCUGGACCGGCGGUGGCUUCGGCAUGGCUUGCCACAACUACGACGGAGACAUGCUGACUGACGAGGUUGCGCAGGUACACCGAAGUCCAGGUUUCAUCACAUCGAACCUGGUGGGCAAGAACGAAGAUGGUUCCCUCAUCAAGGAGUUCGAGGCCUCCCACGGCACUGUGGCAGAUCUCUGGCACAUGCACCUCCGCGGAGAGGAGACGUCCAUGAACCCGCUGGGCAUGGUCGUGGCACUGCUGGGCGCCAUGGACCAUGCAGCAGCUCUCAAUCCGGCGGCACAAGCAGAUGUAACGAAGUUCACCGUCAGCGUUCGUGAGGCUGUUUACGAGGCCUUCCGCACUGGCAAGGGCACUCGUGACCUUACCGGACCCCAGGGCCUCACCACGGAGCAGUUCGUGGAUUGGGUGGCAGACAACCUGGCCAAGCGAAUGGCCAAGGAUGGACCUCCUGAGGUCUUCACUGGGGAGGAGGUUCCCAAGGUCGCAGCGCCAUCCAAGAAGCUGCGACGAAAGUACCAG